AUGAAACUAGUUUUCUCCAUGGGAGGCAAACAAUCACAGCCUCUCAAAGUUACAAACUUUUUCAGGAUAACCCAUCAGUCACUAAACUAUCAAGUAACCUUAGAUUCAUCUCCCCAGCCUGAAAUCAAAUCAGCUUCCUCGGCUUCAAAGUACGUCCAUUUUGAAUCCCCUGAAAAACCUGACUCUUUCAUUGCUUUUUUUGAAAAGCAGGGCUUUUCCAAAACCCAAAUCACAAACCUCAUCAAAAGACAGCCAAUUCUGCUUGUAUAUGAUACCGAGAAAACCCUUUUGCCCAAACUAGAGUUUCUUUACUCUGUGGGGUUUUCAAGGCCUGACCUUGCCAAACUCUUGACUAAUUACCCAACACUUUUGAGAGCUAGUUUAGAGAAACAAAUUAUCCCUUCGUUUAAUUUUCUAAGGAACCUUUUUCAAUCCAAUGACAAGACCAUAAAAGCAACAAAACGGUUUACAGGUAUUCUUGUUUAUAAUUGUGAGUCACAUCUGUUUCCAAAUAUGAAUAUUUUGAGAGGAAAUGGAGUCCUUGAAUCAAAUAUUGUUACAAUGUUUCACCGUCAGCCUAGAUCACUUAUAUGUGAUCUGGCUCGGUUUAAGGAGAUUGUGGAGGAAAUCAAAAGAAUGGGGAUUGAUUCUUCGAGACUGAAGUUUGUUGAAGCGGCUAUUGCAUUGAGAUCAAUGAGCAAAUCCACAUUAGAGAAGAAGUUUGAUGUUUAUAGGAGAUGGGGUUGGUCUGACCAAGAGAUAUUUGAAGCUUUUCAAAAGUAUCCCUCAUGUAUGAAAGUUUCUGAGGUCAAGAUCAUGGCUAUAAUGGAUUUUCUUGUGAACAAAAUGGGUUUCAAUUCUACUCUUGUUGCCAAACAAUCAAGCAUUCUUAGUCGUAGCUUGGAGAAGAGAAUUGUUCCGAGGGCUCUGUUUGUGCAAGAAUUAUCACAAGUUUUUAACUACUAUAAUUCUGCUGGUAGCCACCACUAGCUGCCCAGUAUAGGGAGAGUGGGAAAUAGAGAAAACGAGGUUAUAACCUUCUAGGUUUACAUUGGUCUUAGUGGUGUUGGAUUGAGGACAAACAGCAAAUCCACAUGGGAGAGGAAGUUUAGUGUUUAUAUUACGUGUGGUUGGAUUGGUGCACAGAGUUUUCUAGCUUUCGGAGGUGUCCCUUGUAUUUGACAGCAUCUGAGAAAAAGUUUAUGGCUAUAAUAUAUUUCUUGUAAAAAAAAUGGAGCUUGACAAAGUCCUGUCACUAUAUCUUGUU
Molecule: messenger RNA, 1267 nt
Organism: Durio zibethinus
Lineage: Eukaryota; Viridiplantae; Streptophyta; Magnoliopsida; Malvales; Malvaceae
Source: RefSeq, a predicted model, not a curated record